Aegilops tauschii subsp. strangulata is the source of this 1972-nucleotide messenger RNA. RefSeq lists its product as uncharacterized. The record is from RefSeq and is a predicted model, not a curated record. Lineage: Eukaryota; Viridiplantae; Streptophyta; Magnoliopsida; Poales; Poaceae.
CUUGGCCCGGUGUGCGUCGAGCCCCGCCGCAUCGUGAAGGUGCCCCAUCCUCCGAUCCCUGCCGCCGGCGCGGAGGGGCCGCCGAGGCGUCACCCCGGGUCGGAGCCGAGCCCGCUCGAGGCAGCGCUGCUGGACACCGUUCACCGGCACCACCUCCAGGCGCUCGCCAUGAUGGACCGCGAGAUCGUCGGCCGGCACGCGCGCGGCAUGCUGCUCGCGGGCUACGCUUACGGCCUCCACGACCCCGUCUGCAACAUCCUCGCCAACUGUCUCUGGCACGAUGCGGUGUUCCCCGCUUCCUCGAGCCCGGAGGUUCUUCAGCCCAUGAUGCUGAGCUGCAAGGCCAUAUUCCGCCUGGCUCGCCGCUCCCUCGAUGCCCUUGUCGCCUUCAUGAGGGCGUACGCGCCCGCCCUGUCUGCUGAAGAGGCCAUGUCCUACCUGAGCAGAAGCCAUGGCAAUCUUCACCAUGCCGCCGUGCUUGUUGACAGAGAAGGUGUCUUCCACACAAACCGCAUGGACGACGCCUUCAGGGCUGCCAUUCUGGCAGCGCAUCUCCCUAGUGACGCAGCUCGCGAGGCUCAAUUCUUUUUCAUUGUCAACUGUGCUCCUACAGAUGCUUUUCUUGCAAAGCAUGGAAUUCAUGGUCACCCAUUAGCUUUUGGAUUAUCUGACCUGAGGCCGCAAAGCAAUUCAUCGCUUAUAGUGCUCGAAUUUGUCAAGUUGGCUGCUUCCAGUUUAGCCCUCACACAGCCGCCACCAAGCUCGCCGAGCCUAAGCCAAGGAGCAUAUAGAGCGUUAAGGAUCAAGAUGCAUGCCUUCAAGAGGGAUCAGGAGUUUUGCCUUGGUAUAGUAAACAUUGCACUCAAGAAACUUGCGUUCCAGUUUGGGGAACUUUAUCAGAUUCAUCUACUAUGCGGCAAAAGUUUGGUCACUUUGGUUCCUGAUAGCUAUUAUCAUGUCAACUUUUUGGCAUCACGCGAGAGCGAGCCUAAUCAGCCUAAGCUGUUUUUUGCUGAGGAUCGUGCUUCACUUAAAGAUGUGGAUGAUGUGACCUUGUGCUGCCCUGUGACAUUAUCAGGAAGAACUGGUGGAUGCUCUGCUUGUGAGUAUAUGGGAAUGAAACUCAUUCAUCCUGUAGAUGAGAAGUUCAAUGGACAAUGUGACUUCACUAAGGGUAAAGACCCACACAUUGUUGAACUUUUCAGGAAAGAACCUACCUCAGAGUUUGAUGUUCCACUGAUUGAUGAUUACAUUUUCUUUGAGCUUGAUCAACACCCUGAGGUUAUAACCUUCCUGGAGACCUCUUACUCCUAUAUGAGUGAUGAUCAAGUGGACCCGAGUCUUUUGUGGUUUGAAAAUUACAUGCCUUGAGCUGUGUUAUUACUGGUAUGUAUAUGAUAUUUAUUAAUAUUUGUAUGCACUAACUUAGGCAUUUUAAUUGGUGAAAAGCAGAUGUAAUCAUAGAAACUAGAAAUUUUGGGGAUACAAGAAUGCAUACAUCUUGAAUACACUAACAACAAUCAAAGAGACAUCACUACGGGUGUCCGAGAUCACUUGAUGAGGAACACUCGUCGAUUGGGGUGAAGACAAUUUUGAAGGUCCGACUACAAACUAGUUCGCAAUUAAACAACACAACAAUAACUAUGAUAUGCAAUCUGGAUAUUGCGAAUCUCUACUAUUAAAGGGGGAUCGAACGUCGUGAUGGUUCAACCACCUCGUUCGAUCCCCCCGCCUCGUACGACAGCCAUCGCGCGGUGUCCCACACGCCCGCACAAAAUCCAUCCCGCAAGCCCAAAAAAAACAAGGGCAACUCAUCCGAUAUUCGGCCCAUGGACCACCAGUCAAACGAGCCAAACCCCACGAUCACACGCCCAGCCAACAAACAAAACAGUUCAGCAACCCACGAACGAGGUCCAUCUACCAAAAAAAAAAAUCUACCAAAAAUCAAACCAUCGAACGAGCUCCAUCGACC